Molecule: messenger RNA, 1072 nt
Organism: Elgaria multicarinata webbii
Lineage: Eukaryota; Metazoa; Chordata; Lepidosauria; Squamata; Anguidae
Gene: FUNDC1
Product: FUN14 domain containing 1
Exons: 5
Coding region: 40-510 (156 amino acids)
Biological process (GO): autophagy of mitochondrion
Cellular component (GO): mitochondrial outer membrane
Source: RefSeq, a predicted model, not a curated record
GUGCGGCAGCUCCCCCCUCCCCCUCCCCCAGUUGCUAACAUGGCGUCCCGGAGAUCUCGCUCCGCCUCAGAACAUGACAGUGAAGAUGACUCAUAUGAAGUUCUGGAUUUAACAGAAUAUGCAAGGCGUCAUCAUUGGUGGAACCGGGUGUUUGGCAGAAAUUCUGGACCUAUUGUAGAAAAGUAUUCUGUAGCUACUCAGAUUGUAAUGGGUGGCGUAACAGGCUGGUGUGCAGGGUUUUUGUUCCAGAAGGUUGGAAAACUUGCAGCAACUGCAGUAGGCGGCGGCUUUCUUUUGCUACAAAUAGCUAGUCAUAGUGGCUACGUACAAGUGGACUGGAAAAGGGUUGAAAAAGAUGUAAAUAAAGCGAAAAAGCAGCUCAAAAAGCGGGCCAACAAGGCAGCGCCUGAAAUCAACACACUGAUUGAAGAGUCAACAGAAUUUCUGAAACAGAACAUCGUGGUAUCUGGCGGGUUUGUUGGAGGCUUCUUGCUGGGUCUUGCAUCUUAAGGACAUGGCCUUCCAUCUUCUCGCUGGCUUAAACCAUGAUAAAGAAGUACGGUAGCACCGUCUUUAAGUGGGGCACGCUGAGUCGCUCGCUAAUCAAUCCUGAGCAAGAAGGAUGGAUUUGUCAGACAAAUCACAGUACUUUACAUUUUAGGCUUUGCCUCCGUAAGCUUGCCCCAAGAGGUUUGCUGAAAAUUCUGCAACGUCUUCAGUAGCAUUCCUGAAGAAGAAAACACCUAGCUAACUUUUGUCAUGACUUUUAUUACUGUAUCUCCAUAUUCUCCAUUCAGAAUUCAGCAUAUUUAAUACGUUAUCUUUUGGCUCUGCACUUUUUCCAGUUUUUUGAGGGGUAGGGUAUAUAUAUUUAUUAUUUAAUGCUAUCUCAUACUGUGGUUAAUAAUGCCUAUGACUAAAUGUGUAAGAUAUUGUGCUUCAAGCGUGGGGCUAGCCAUCUUCUGUAGAAAUCACUGCAAUAACAAUCUAUAAUCUGUAAUACUUUUUUUCUUUUGCAAAGAUGAAAUAACAAGCAUUUGUGAACCUAUUAAAGAGUGAAGAUUGAUUAUUG